This is a messenger RNA of Scleropages formosus (Asian bonytongue), 1529 nucleotides long. It is a transcript of the gene rabac1, whose product is annotated as Rab acceptor 1 (prenylated). The record is from RefSeq and is a predicted model, not a curated record. The transcript is spliced from 6 exons. Lineage: Eukaryota; Metazoa; Chordata; Actinopteri; Osteoglossiformes; Osteoglossidae. Gene Ontology annotation, cellular component: Golgi apparatus. The coding region runs from base 156 to 716 and encodes 186 amino acids.
UACGGUAACCUCCUUUACUUCCGUCUCUAGCUCGUCUCCUCCACAUCAUACAUCCGCCCGCAAACCGGACCGUGGGGGGAGUACGGUUCCUAAUUAGGCUGUACACUGUGCGACGAGGAGGAAGCCAGCUGUUGUAACAACAGGUUGCAGAGAUCAUGGAGCCGAAGACGGUGGAGCCAGGAGAGCAGACAGGAGGAGGGAGUCUAGCUGCCAAGCUCUGGCUGCCAAGGGGGAUCUCAGGAGGCAUGGUUAAGGACUGGCUUGAUCGGCGUCGCCUGGCCAUGAGGCCCUGGUCAGCGUUUGUUGACCAACGCACGUUUUCAAAGCCACGCAACUUUGGGGAGUUGUGCCAGAGAGUGGUGCGCAAUCUGGACACCUACCACAGCAACUACACCUUCAUCUUCCUAGGCCUCAUUCUCUACUGCAUAAUCAGUUCUCCCAUGCUGUUGAUUGCCCUGGCGGUGUUUGUAGGGGCCUUCUACAUCAUUCAUCUCAAGUCGCUGGAAUCCAAGCUGGUAGUGUUUGGGCGUGAAAUAACGGGGGCACACCAGUUAGGCCUGGCUGGGGGAAUCAGCUUUCCUGUAUUUUGGUUGGCUGGAGCUGGGACUGCAGUCUUCUGGGUACUAGGGGCGACAAUUGCUGUGAUUGGCUCUCAUGCAGCCUUUCGUGAGCUGGAAGGAGCCGAUAUGGAUGAACUCAUCAUGGAACCAGUCUAACUUCAAACCUUUCACCUCUAAUUUCUCAUAUCCUGGCAUAUGCUUAUGAUGUCAGUAUAAUUGUAUCAUUCUUAUCUAUAGUUACAUUUGUUGACAAAGACCUUGACUAAAUUAAACUUUUAAAUUAGACGGUUUGCAGCUUGUAUUGAUAUGUAUCGGCUAACAUGUGUCCCUAAGAGCAGAUACAGAUUGACGGUUUUUUGGUGGGCUUUAUAGGAAUACAAAAAUCAAUGCUCUUAAUUACCUGCCAGUUGGAACUUCUGAGGAGGUAAAGAUUAAAAUUUCAUCUGCAUGUUACAUGGCCUUUUUAAUAUCACCAGGGAGGACAAUUAAUGAUGCUUUAGCAGCACAAUGUCAUAAUUCCCUUCCAGUGUACUGUAUAUGUGUAUAUCGCCCUCAACUGGUAAGAUUUGGGAAAAAAGCUUCGGCUCCAGUAGAAAUCGGGGUUUUUUUUAUCAACGCACUCCAUAGCCAAAAUAAAGAACACUGUCAAAAUGUAUCUGUAGUAUUUAAUUUCCUCUUAUACAUUAAUCUUGUUGCCAUGUAAGACCACUUGAAAAUGUGGGCAGCCUUGAUUUAUAUAUGAAUACUUGGUCUACCCUAGACUUUAGUAGUAUCUGAUUGCGAUACAUUAUAUAGGCUCUAUAGACUGUUAAGCCCUUUAAUAUUUGUAUCAAUUUCAUGUAUUCAGCAUAGCAUUUUGCAAAUUCAUUUAAUGGUGUUUUUUUCAUGCUGCAUUUCGAGCUGUAGCUAUUAUGCCUUUGUAUUUUUAUUUAUUGGUGGGAAGUGCAAUAAAAUUCUGCCUGUACGUUG